Molecule: messenger RNA, 1344 nt
Organism: Uncinocarpus reesii 1704
Lineage: Eukaryota; Fungi; Ascomycota; Eurotiomycetes; Onygenales; Onygenaceae
Exons: 1
Coding region: 1-1344 (447 amino acids)
Biological process (GO): multivesicular body membrane disassembly; neutral lipid catabolic process; macroautophagy
Molecular function (GO): glycerophospholipase activity
Source: RefSeq, a predicted model, not a curated record
AUGCAUACAUCAUGGAGCCAAAUACGGAAAAAGUGGAAGGACGUCUCCGGACCCUUCAACCAGUCGCUCAGUUUCGGAUGGGAAACGGACGGUCUACGUGGCCAUAUUUACACCGACCAGGCCAACUCAACGGUUGUUAUUGCCCUUAAGGGGACCUCUGCUGCCUUAUUUGACGGUGAAGAAACCACAACCAAUGACAAAAUCAAUGAUAAUUUAUUUUUCAGCUGUUGUUGCGGCCAGGGAGGGCAGUAUUUCUGGCGUCAGGUUUGCGACUGUUACUCAUCCACAUAUACCUGCAAUUCAACUUGUCUGGUUUCCGCCCUUGUUAACGAGAAUCGUUACUAUCGGGCUUCCCUCGACCUGUAUGCCAAUGUGACGGAAAUCUACCCCAAUUCAACCAUAUGGCUCGCUGGCCAUUCCCUUGGAGGUGCGGUAUCGAGUCUCUUAGGUUUAACCUACGGGCUGCCGGUUGUAACGUUCGAGGGAGUUCCCGAAGCGUUGCCCGCUUCUCGGCUGGGUCUUCCAGUCCCUCCAGGAACUGAUCCUGCUACCCCUCAGAUGCGCAAAUAUACCGGUGCUUACCACUUUGGCCAUACUGCCGAUCCAGUAUACAUGGGCAGCUGUAACGGAGCAACUUCCUUUUGUACCCUGGCGGGAUACGCCAUGGAAUCAGCCUGCCAUACUGGGCAGAGAUGUGUAUAUGACACGGUUGAAGAUCUAGGGUGGCGUGUGGGCAUCGGAACACACAGAAUUCUUAACGUGAUUAACGACGUCAUUGAGAAAUAUGAUACCGUGCCAAUCUGUGCUCCGGAUACAGCCUGUCGCGACUGUUCCUUAUGGAAAUUUUUCAAGGACAAUGGCUCACAUCCGACUUCAUCCAGCAGUUCAACGACGACGCCAAUACGAACGCGGACAUCAACUUGCCAAACACCUGGGUGGUGGGGAUGUCUUGAUAAAACGACAACAACGACUCCUACCUUGACUACAGAUACGUCAACGACCACCACUACCACCAGCACUUGCAAAACACCAGGAUGGUUCGGCUGUAAAGACCCCACAACCACGUCUUCCAAUCCUUCGGCCACACCUACUCCAACUGCAACCAUCACCUCCGCCCCAAGCACGUCUGCUUCAGGAACCACGACUUGUCAAAGUCCCGGGUGGUUUGGCGGGUGCAAUGAUCCUCCUUCUACUGCAACAACUUCAACAAGAUCCUCCAAUUCUUCAAGAGAAGCCACCUGCACCGACCCUGGCUUCUUUUGGGGCUGUUGGCACACCAUUACAUCAUCUUCAACUACAGCCCAGGCAAGUUCUGCUUCGUAUUCGCCGCUAACGAAAGCUUAG